UCUUUUGAUUGAGGCUAUAUACAUGUGUAUAUGUGUGAUGAACUGGUCCUCGUAGUUAUUUCUUAUGUAUUUCUUAAAAUAGAAAGUGGACCUAACUCUGAAUGGUUAUACUUCUUGCGCAUGGCUACAAGAAAGUAGUCUCUCACAAUGUGAUGGCACAUAAUCGUAUCUAAUGGUGUCGUAUCUAAAGGACGAUGAUUGAUAAAUGCAAAGAUACUAUCUUACCGUGUCCGGCAGCCAAAUUAUGACAUAUUCAUAAGUGAACGACCAAUAAUGAUGACAAAUAAUAAUAAAAAAAGUUUUCUAUACGAGAAAUUAUUUUAUAAGUAAAUAUUAUAAAUAUCAUAAAUCUCGAGGACUAAUAAAUAUCACUCGGAAAUAUUAACAAGAGAUAUUGAUGAAAUGUCUUAUAUUUUAUCAAGAUAUAUCAAUUUACCGUUAUGUGAACGAAAUACACAAAAAAUUUUUAAUUCUAUAAAUUUAAAUAUUAGAAAAAGUUCAUUAUGGUGGAAGUGCCAAGAAUCAAGAAUAGGAUAUAAUCAGAAGAAUAGGAUAUUUUAUAAAAUAAAUAUGCCUUUAAAAUAUUAUACAUCAAACAAUGUACAACAAUUUGUUGAUUCGUUCAAAAAUGAAAGAAACGAAUUAAUGACCAUAUGGCCCGAUAUUGUUCGUGAAUUGACGGAAGAAGAUAAUGAAGAAUUAUCGGAUAUUAACAAAUGGACUACAGAAAUAUUGGAAUAUAAUGUUCCAAAAGGAGAAAAAUGGAGAUCAGUAUCGCUUAUAGUCGCAUAUAAAUUGCUGGCGUCUCAAGAUCAAUUAACGAAAGAAAAUAUUCGUUUAGCUCGUAUUUUAGCUUGGUGUAUAGAAAUAAUGCAUGCAGUUCACAUAGUGAUGAAUGAUAUUGUAGAUCAUGCAGACAUGCGACGAAAUCAACCAACCUGGCAUGUAAAAGUUGGAUUAGGUGCAAUUAAUGAUGCUUUAAUUAUGGAAACAUGUAUACAGAAGCUUCUUGAGAAACAUUUUAAAUUGAAAAAUUGUUAUGUAGAACUCAUGAAUAUAUUCUGGAAAUAUAAUAAAAAAACAGGGCAUGGUCAUCGUCUAGAUAUUUUUAUAUCAACAAAUUGGAGGAAGAAGGCGAAUUUUGAUCUUUUUUCAAUGGACCGAUACAAUACUUUAGUAAAAUAUAAAAUGUCUUGCUUAUCAUUCAUAUUUCCAUUCAGUCUUGCUAUGCGUUUCGCUGGCGUAAUCGAUUCAGAAAUGCAUAGAGAAGCAGAAAAAAUUUUGUUAAAAAUAGGUCAUUUUUACCAAGUACAAAAUGAUUUUUUGAAUUAUUACAGUAAAGAAGAAAUCGGAGGAAAAAGUGAAACUGACAUACAAGAAGGAAAAUGUACAUGGCCCAUUGUGAUUGCAUUGGAGCGAGCUACAGCCGAACAAAAAAGAAUUUUAAGAGAAUGUUAUGGAGUAGCUGAUGAAGAAAAAGUAAAACAUGUGAAAGAAAUUUAUGACAAAAUAGGUAUAUCGAAUAUCUAUUUUGAUUACGAAGAAGAAACGCAUAAUUUAUUGAAUACAUAUAUACAACAAUUAUCUUCGAAACUUCCAUCUGAAUAUUUUUUAUACUUACUCGCUACAUCAUGUAGUAAAGUAGGACGAAAACAUUAGUUGCGCAAGAUAUUCGAAAACACAUGGCAAAACAUCCGAUUACGGAGAUAUUCCUAAAAUAAUUUCAAGCAAUAUUUUUCUAUGCAAAAAUUUCUAUUAUUUUUUGUCAUUAACAUAUUAUUAACGAAAAAUAUUUAUCAAUUAAGUACGUAUUAUACAGAUAGUGUUGCUAUUUGUCGCCAUAUGAGAAAAAAUAAAUUGAAGCAACAUGUCAAAGAAAUUGUGUUACGUGUAACAAAUAUUUCAUAUCGAUAAAAAAUACAUAUUUAGAAUAAAAAAAAUAAAGAAUUAAAUAAAAAAUUAAUUAAAUUAUAGUUAUUAAAUAUAAUGUUUAAUCUUGGAUAAUAAUAAUGCAAAAAUAAUUAAAAAUUAAAACUAAUUAUUGUGUCCAUGUUUUAAAAUUGUUUUAAGUUAUGAAAUAUUUCAUAUGAUGCUUGCCUCAAUAUCUGUAUCAACAUAUUAUUGUAAUAAAAAAGAUUUGCAAUAAAAAAGGUUUUGAUAAAAAUUUA
Messenger RNA from Apis mellifera (honey bee), 2168 nucleotides. Its product is annotated as farnesyl pyrophosphate synthase. NCBI's taxonomy places the organism in Eukaryota, Metazoa, Arthropoda, Insecta, Hymenoptera, Apidae. The transcript has 9 exons. The record is from RefSeq and is a predicted model, not a curated record. Bases 403 to 1659 code for a protein of 418 amino acids. Gene Ontology annotation, biological process: trans, trans-farnesyl diphosphate biosynthetic process. Gene Ontology annotation, molecular function: dimethylallyltranstransferase activity; (2E,6E)-farnesyl diphosphate synthase activity. Gene Ontology annotation, cellular component: cytoplasm.